UGAACCUGUAUAGAUUCGAAGUCGUCUACAAGCCUCAUAUUUCUUUUUCCUUCUAAUUUCUAUCGACAUAAAAUAAUUAAAUCAAAUAAAUAAAAUAUUUUCUGCCAUGUAUGCAGUUCCAACUUCCAAUUUGAGCACAUUUAAUUUAAAAACUACUGUUCCUAAAACGGCUGUAGCUAUUCUCUGAAUCUCUGCAUCCAGUCUAUUUUCCUUCUAUAUAGUCCCAUUUUUUUUUUUUUUUUUUUUUUGAGAAUUAAAGAAGCUAUCAUUAAAACGAAGGAGAGUUCACAGUAACAGGCAACACCCUAGCGGAAGAAAGAGGUAAAACAUUACAUAAAGCAAAACCAGCAAGUUUGUCGGCAGCCGCAUUCCCUUCACGAGGCGUCCAGCUAAAAGCAAAAAGGCGGAAAGAAACCAAGAUCUCCUGGAUAGCUCUCAGCGUAUCUCCCAAAAAAGACAUAUCCUUUUCCUUCUUCAUCAACAGCCAAUAAAGGACUUGGCUAUCAGUUUCGAAGAUAACAUCCGAAUCUCCCCGUUCCCGGCAAAGACGAAGACCUUCCAGCAAAGCAAUGGCUUCUCCCUCAAUGACCGAGAUGUCGGCUAUGGUGACAGCGCUGACCCACGUGGUGUCUAGUCAGCCGCAAAACGGCGGCGGAAUCUCGUCGUCUUAUGGUGGUGGGGAUUUUGUCCAAGCCUCCAUUAAUUCUCCUUCCUCUGCUUACUCGUCUUCGAGUUCCGCCUCGGCUAGCGGCCGGAAAAGGAGGCACGAUCGACAGGAUUGCGCGGCCGAGUUUUCUGAGAAUUUUUAUUCGUUUAGAGCUGCUAAAUCAGAGCAAGCGGCAGCCGCCGCGGAACAAACGCCACCACCGGAGUCCUCCUCCUACACUGCCUCCUACCCAGAAACCGGAGGAAUACGGCGGCGAUACAUAGGCGUCCGCCAACGACCGUGGGGAAAAUGGGCGGCCGAGAUACGAGACCCACAGAAAGCCGCCAGAGUGUGGCUCGGCACCUUCAACACGGCGGAGGAUGCCGCCCGAGCAUACGACGAGGCGGCACUGCGCUUCCGAGGCAGACGAGCCAAACUCAACUUCCCGGAAAAUGUCCGCAUCCUGCCGCCGCCUCAGCCUUCCCAAUAUUCCACACAAUUCACCAUCUCCGCUCCUCCGCCGCCCCCCACCGCCGCCGCGCCACAGCAGUCGUUUUUUCAAACUGCCGGUAGUGACUACUUGGAAUACUCGGAGCUGCUCGGGAGCAGGGGCGAUCUGCAAUUAGGGCAUCCGCCGGCGACGCUGUUUGAGAAUAUGUUGUAUGCUUCGUCAUUGGCUGGUUUGUAUUCACAUUAUUCUUCUUCUGUUUCUUCGUAUCAAGAACAAGGCGUCGGCGGCAGUAGAAAUUUUCCGGCACCGCCAUGGAAUUCGGGUAUCUAUCUGUUAACUUGCGAUUUGGAGAUGAAUAUUCCUUAAAAAGGAAAAAAGGCAUAAUUCGCAUAAAAAGGGUACUCAAAGAACUUGUAUACGCGUUAUAUUCCUUAAAAGGAAAAAGGGCAUCGUUAGGGGCUUGGCUAAAACAUUAUCAGAGUUUGCAACGGAAGGCGUAACUGAAAUAAUCAGUGUUUACAGCGGAAUGCAUAACUGAGAUACAUGUAUGAAGACAUGUAUCAUUUCUGAGCCUACUUUAAGUUCGACAAAAA
Messenger RNA from Salvia miltiorrhiza (redroot sage), 1690 nucleotides. RefSeq names its product ethylene-responsive transcription factor ERF110-like. The coding region runs from base 570 to 1463 and encodes 297 amino acids. The record is from RefSeq and is a predicted model, not a curated record. Gene Ontology annotation, biological process: regulation of DNA-templated transcription; ethylene-activated signaling pathway. Gene Ontology annotation, molecular function: DNA binding; DNA-binding transcription factor activity. NCBI's taxonomy places the organism in Eukaryota, Viridiplantae, Streptophyta, Magnoliopsida, Lamiales, Lamiaceae. The transcript has 2 exons.